Messenger RNA from Toxotes jaculatrix (banded archerfish), 2830 nucleotides. It is a transcript of the gene stk16, whose product is annotated as serine/threonine kinase 16. Gene Ontology annotation, molecular function: protein serine/threonine kinase activity; ATP binding. Gene Ontology annotation, biological process: protein phosphorylation. The record is from RefSeq and is a predicted model, not a curated record. The transcript is spliced from 8 exons. NCBI's taxonomy places the organism in Eukaryota, Metazoa, Chordata, Actinopteri, Toxotidae. The coding region runs from base 194 to 1111 and encodes 305 amino acids. Gene Ontology annotation, cellular component: Golgi apparatus; cytoplasm.
CUCGGUAUCCGCCAUCGUUGCUCCUCUCAGACCUACCGGCAGGUGUCGCUCGUCUCCUUGAACCUUCAAGCACGGUUUAUAAAAGAAGAAGAAGAAGAAGAACAUGGAGGAAGUAUGACAGCAAGCUAACUCGGUACACAGAAAGCGAACUGGCCCCUUUAAAAGCUUGGUGUUAAACAAUGAACCAGUCAAGAUGGGGCAGACCCUGUGCAUAUGCUCCCGCGGCUCCAUCACCAUCGACAACAAAAAAUAUUACUUUGUCCAGAAACUCGACGAAGGUGGGUUCAGUUAUGUUGACCUGGUUGAGGGGGCAAAAGAUGGGCGCUUCUAUGCCCUGAAGAGGAUCCUGUGCCAUGACCGUGAAGGCCGCCAGGAGGCUCAGACUGAGGUGGAGAUGCAUCAGAUGUUUAGUCACCCCAACAUCUUGAGCCUGGUUGCUCACACCUUUGUUGAUCGUGGAGGCAAGAGUGAAGCCUGGUUACUUCUCCCUUAUAUUAGUAAAGGCAGUUUGUGGUCUGUUCUGGAGAAGCUAAGAGACAAGGGGAGCUCAAUGCCUGAAAAACAGAUUUUACAAAUUUUGCGUGGCAUCUGCUCUGGACUCAAGGCCAUUCAUGAAAAAGGCUAUGCACACAGAGAUCUGAAGCCCACAAAUGUGCUUCUGGAUGAGGAUGACAGGCCAAUUCUGAUGGACCUGGGAUCUAUGAACCGUGCUAGGAUUGAGGUUAGAGGCACCAGAGAAGCCAUGACCAUACAAGACUGGGCAGCCCAGCGCUGCACCAUUUCCUACAGGGCUCCUGAACUCUUUAAUGUAGAGAGCCACUGCAUUAUAGACGAGCGCACUGAUAUCUGGUCACUUGGCUGUGUGCUUUACUGCAUGAUGAUGUUGGAAGGACCGUAUGACCUGGUGUUUCAGAAGGGGGACAGUGUUGCCCUCGCUGUCCAGAAUCCAGUGGCCAUCCCACAGCCUUGCGGUUACUCAGAGGGCCUGCAGAUGCUUCUGAGCUCCAUAAUGGUGUCCAACCCCCAGGAGAGACCAAACAUCAGUUGGGUUCUUGACCAGGUACAGGAUCUGCAGAGUCGCAGCCCGAACACCCAAACCAACAUGGUGUGAUCUUGCACGGUGCACUAGGUGUGGGCUAUUGGAGACCUUUGCACACUUCUCUUAUUUUAGUCUUGAAAAUAUUCCUUUUAUUUAUUAAAUUUAGUGUAAAAGCCUAGGUACAGACUUUCACUCAGAUUUGGGAGCUUUACAACAGUAUCAGCUUUUAGUUUGAAUGAUCCGAUCCAGCCUGCACCUCACAGUGGACUAUUGAAAUCCUUAUAGAUUUACUGAAUGAACAAAAGAAUCUGAAAGGCCUUAAAUGUAGUUUGACCCUGCAGUGCGAGGGUUUUAGCAUGGGACAGAUGUCUCUUCUAAUAAUGAAGAGGCUUUAUCUUGUAAUCUUAAAGGGACAGUUCGACAUUGUAAAGAGUUCAUGUACUCACUUUCUCCAAGAGUUACAUGAGAGUAUGGAUAACACUCUUAUCUUAUUGUCCUUUCAGUGCAAAGCUGGAGCCAGCAGCCUGUUAUCUUAGCUUAGCAUAAAGACUGGAAAUAGGAGGAACUGGCUCCUAUCUGGAAUUCUGCUAAGAUAAGCUAGCAGGCUGCUGGCUGUAGCCUUAGCAAAUAAGCAUUUCUUUCUAGUGGAUUCCUUUAAAAAAAAGGAAAAUGUCUGAAAAUUGUAGUUUGGAAUUUUUAUAAGAAAAGGGAUAACAUAAAGGCUUUGUCAGACUUUCCAGUGGAUGGAGCUACCUGAGUUCAGUACAUAUCAGAUUACAUUCCCUACCACGAAGGAAAAUGGUCCAACGGUUCUCUGUAUUUUUUUUUAUCUCAGUUCCUGAGUUCUGUGUGUGUGUAACAUCUUGUAGUUGCACAUGUGCUUUAAUCAUCAGUGUACAUCUUCACCUGUAUCUUUUCUCCACAUCAUGUCUCUGUUGAGGCAGAGUGCUCCUCACUUGCAAUGCUGCAUUUAAACACACAGAGGUGCUCCAGCAUCACAGAGCCUUGCUCCUCAUACACAUUGAGGUGGUGAUUGACCAUGUUUUUGUCUGUACAGUUGGUCAUGUGCAAAAAAAUAAAUAAAGGAGAAGGGGUCAGGUGUUACUACUACACCUAAACAAUAGAAAAUGAACUUAGAAAUGUUUUUAUUAACUGUAAGUCAAAGUCGUUGUCAUAUUUGCCAUUGCAGUUUAAUGAUUUUCUUACUUCACUUUUCACUGUAUCGUGUUUUUAGACAGUUAAGUAUUUUCCAUUCCAGCUAUGCUCGUGUUUAAUUCUGGGUUUCCUGACACGUGUAAACAUAGUCUUACACUUUAGUUCUCUCAGGGUUCACCCACAUCUCAAAGGCUCUGAUGGUAUUUCUUAGUUGACCUAAAUGGUACCUUUAAAAUUAUUAUUAGAUAAAAUAAAACUUUCGGCAUAUAAAUUAAGAUUUAUGCUUUUGGGACUCUGUAAUGCCGUGAUAUUGGACCAGAUUAGAACGAAAAAGAUCCUCGAUUGUUAACAUAUGCAGUUAAUUAUUGGAAUGUUAAGUGACGUACAGUUGAAAUGUAUUAUCUUUUUAAUACUAAGUUUGGAUAUGUUAAUGACUAUGAUUUUCUGUGUAGCUGUUGAUGGAGAACUAAUACUGGUAUCACUGCUUGUAAACUAAGCAAUUUUUUUAAGUAUACUGGAGAAGUUCACAGAUACUAUACGUAAGAGUGUAUUAUUUGAUUAUGAGAAAUUCUGUUGAAAUUAUGUUUCACCUUUUAUUCUCUGCACAGUAAAGUAUAAAUAAAUAUUAAAUAUUGA